AUUGAAAAGUGUAUCUCUGCAGAUCAUUCAUCGUCCAUGGCUUGAUCGUAACAGAUAACGCGUUGAUUAAAAGACUUUUAUAAUCACUUGGUGAUUGUAGUCGAGUCGCGAUUAUGUGCUGCACUAAAUUUGUGGUGUUUGUGUUAAAUUUUUGUUGUUGAAAUAUCCCGUUGUUAGUGCUGAAAAAAGUAGGUAGCUACUCCUAAAAAAUAUCGGAGGUCAAGAAAUCUACAUUGUGCUGGUGUGUUCGUGUUUCUCUUUGUGCAAUGAAGGUGACGGUGUUCGCGAUCGUGAGAUGCCAAAAAUAAAGCAAAAAUUUUUCAAAGCAGCGGAAACAAUGAAUGGUGGAAGUAUCGUGUAUGUAAGAGCUUUGCUGUUUUGACCUGCACACUAUAGAGAAAAAGCCAGCGAAAGAGCGAGCAAGAGUGGUGUGCAACAUUAAUGAUAUGAAACAAAAAAUAAUGACAUCAGCUUCAACAUUAUUCAUCGAUAUGAAAAAUUUGGUAUAAUGGAAUGUUAUACGCAAAUAACAGUACAUCAAUUUUGAUGUGUGGAAUGGAUUCGGUGGAAAAGCUGCAGUGCAAUACAGGAACCAAGUUAGGAAGCAAAUCAGCGAUGGACUGUGAAGUGGAGCCGGAGAAGGGCGAUCUUAGUCCGGAAAAUUCUAAGAAAAGUGAUAGUUCUCCACUGGGCACCCAGGAUGCGGGCUGUCCAACAGGGGAACAACAAUGUCUGGAUAAAAAGAAAAUGUUGCAAGGUAACUGUUGUUUUGAUAGUGCAACUGGAGAGGGUAGUGUGAACAAAAGUGUGUCGUUGCAUGAAAUUAAGCGAAAUGAGCGGAGUGCCAGUGAAGAUUUGGAAGUUCGGAACGCAUUAGCUUUUACGAUAGAUUUCGGCGAUGGACGUAAAUCAGUGGAUACUCAGCGGCAUGAAAAAAUGCUCGAGCGCUUCCAAAAUCGUCACAAAAGAGGUGUAUCGCUUUCCAAACUGGAAGGAGAUUCACAGGUCACAUCUACAGGAAAAAUGAAAACUCCCCAGAGUGUCAAUCUGCCUCGUAGAAAUAAAUAUAAUCCUUCGGAAAACUCGAACGCCGAAGUUAAGUUGCGUGAUAAAAGUAAAGCGAGGAAAGACUCCGCUAGUAAGAGACAUAGCUGGAGUCCCCGAACCAGUAUGACGGAAAGCGGUGCAAAGGAGCCUGUGAGACAGGUGAAAAGUUCUGGUAAAUUUGUACCCAAAUCGGCUGCAUUACAAAUCGCUUUCGAACACCAGAAUGCAAUGAAAGAUUCUUGUUCUAGCUCAGAGUUCAACGCUGAAAGCUUAGAUUCCUCGAUUGGAUUACUUUGUGUCGAACCUCCGCUGGAAAAUUUCAAGAACGAGGAUAACGACGACAGCGUUAGUGAAGCCGGUACAUACACCCUGGAUGGAGAUAAUUAUACCGAGGAACAGAAAGAGCGGAUGAAUAUAGACCGAAUGCCAACUAUUUCUCAAGAGUCCAAUGUGCUUUUCACAUCGGGACCUAGCAUAGUGCACCCUCCAAAGCGGCCAACUUGUUUUCAAGAUGAGUUAGAAGUUAUAGAUCUGGAGCGUCCGAGUUCCGGCAAAAUAAAUGAACGACGUAAAAAUAACAUUCUGGAGGUAGCUUUUUUUCAUGACCCAACUUCCGUACCUCCACUAAAAGCAAAACAAUCAUAUCUAGAAAAACUAAAGUCGAGAGUAAAAAAUAUUACUCACAAAUCCAAAUCCCCAGAAAAGCAUAUACCGGUGCAGCACAUGAAUUCACCGGACCAGGGUACUUUCACUUCGGUGACCACUAGUGGCAUAUUAAGUAUAAAGCCGACAUUGCAAAAUACGCCGCUCGUACUUAGACGGAACAGUCUGACAAAGUCGCACAUUGAUAGUUCAGAGUACGUCCAAGGUAUCUCAAAACUUAACAUUCACAAAAAUGAAGAAGAUAAAAUUCUGAACUGUUACACCGAUUCGGAAAAAGCGAAUGUAUUAUCCGACUACAAUGCACAUCACGACAACCAGCGGCACCAAACGAACUCGGAUGCUUCCGCCAUCAGUUCGGUCGUUAGCAAAAAAGACUGGAUCCAAGAAUGGGCUAAGAACGCACGAGAAUAUUCGAAAAAGCCAACGCCCACCAACUGCAGCAACGUAAACAUUGAUACUCAAAUGACGCGAAGUUUCAACAGCGAGAAUCGAAACCAGUUUGGGUACGAUUUUGAUAUCGACAUGACUAAGAGUGAUUAUUACGAUGCAAAAAAGUACGACGAGUUCGGAGAUAAUUUGGAUCGGCAGCAUUUGCAUCGGAAGCAGUUGGAGCGAUUGUUGAACCACACCAGCAGCAGCAGUAGCGACCCGUCGCUGAAGCAAGCUUGCGGUGCCGAGGCUGGCUUUAACGAAUUUACACGGCGUGGAAGCAUUCGGCAGUACACGGCACCGAACGCUGCCAAGCCACCCAUGAGUCCAAGCAAAAUUCCGUCACCGAUCGGUUCCGUUGGCCGAGCCAGAAGCGUCAGUCGGAACCGAAGUCUGCAGGGUAGCAACUCGGACUUGUCCACCAAUGAGACUGAAAUGUAUCUUCAAAAGACUGCUGCGGCUAUUUCAACGCUACAGAACCUGCACAGGCGGAAUUCGAUGCGUGCUUCUUCAGUGCAGAACUCUUCCCAGUCCAGUCCACUCAGUCCGGCGUCCCGUCGAAUAUCGCCGAAAAUAUCUCCGAUGAACUCGCUGCAGUCGCCAGUACACAAUUUUUAUCAGGAUAAGCAUCACAACGAAGGCCCAGCCUAUUCACCACAGCAUCAACAGAUACGUCACCUAAAGCAUCAGCAGCAACAGCAGAAUAUUUUGAACCACAAAAGGAAUCUCUCGCUUGACGAUUCAGAGUCAUACGUAAAUGCACUCUCGCAAGUUAAUUUCGGAAACCAAAUGAAUAACAGUUUCCAUACAGAUAACAUAAAUGCAAUAUUAGAUUUUAAGAAGCAACAUACACGGCACAAUUCGUUCGAAGGAAUGGCGGCUUUGCCACCUAAGCCUCUGAAAUGUUUUCAAAACUAUGACCAGCCAACUGCCUAUUAUACCACGAAGGGCAACGAUAAUCGCAACGAAAUGAAAUAUAACGUCGACGAUGAUGAUGACGACGAUGAAGACGAGCAACUGAUUGUCGUUACUUCAGGUUUUGAAAACUUGUCCGUAAACGCAAAGCAUAAUAACAUCCCAUUGGCCAAGCAAUUCUCAAAACCUCAAGCAAGCAGAAACCCUCCAUUGGUUUCGAAAACCCCACAAAGCGGUGCAAAUAGAACUUCGAUUAACAAACCAACGCCGGUUCAAAUGUCUUCUCCAAUCAAGAGGUCCAGCUCUUUUUCCGUGAAGGCAAUGAAACCAAUCACCCCAACCAUGACACCAAAGGUGGGCCUAAAAUCUGCCGGUGGAGGAACGAAAAUUCAGAAAUCAGCGAGCAGCACCAGCUUCAAAAAAAUAGUUGCCAAUUAUAACGAUGAUGAAGACGAGUUUUACAUAAACGACGACGACGAUCUGGAGUUAGGUCCAGAAUACUCUUCGAAUUCCGAGUUUAGCGACAAAGACGAUGAAACAGCUGAGGCGAACAAGGAACCGAUAACGAACACUCGAUACAACAAAACGUUCCUAAUGCGAAUGGAACAGAAUAAAAAGAUUGCGGCUGGCGUGAAGCAUGGUGUGGCGGCAUGCCCCAAUACGCCAGAGCUGCCCCGACGAUCGCUUCAGGUAGCAAGCGGUGCACGGGAACGCGCUUCAAUGCCGCGAGACUCGAGUUUAAGCCGCAUGAAACAGGACAUGCACAUAUCGCGCAAAUCUGUAAGUAAAGAAAUUACCUCAAGGGAAUCGACUCCCGCGGCCGGGAGUAAACAAAAAGUGCAGCCAAAAUAUCUGGAUAUUUCCAAGUAUAAAACACCCGGCGGGGGAAACUUCCUGAAGAAAGAUGAAUCCAAAAGUUAUCUGGUUAAGCCGGAAGUUAAGAAAAGUCCAAGCAGCGCAGCGGUUGCACUGACUCGUAACGAACCGAACCGAAUCAGCGCCAGGAGCGCCAGAUCUGCAACCCCAAAGGCACCAGCCACGGGUAAAAAAGAUACUCAACAAAAAGCAAAGGAACAGGAGCUGGAAAUGUGGCGACGACGAGCCAGCUACGAUCCGAUGAAAGCCGCCCUCGAAGGGAAGAAGAAACAGGAAGAAGCCCGCCGCCAAGCGCACCAACAAGGGGAACGUUUAAGUAAAUUCAAUGAAAGCUCAGUAUUAAGAUCGCAAUCGUACCAUAGUGGUGUCGGUGCUGGAACGGGACGGCUAUUUCAUCCAGGUAAUCCCGAUGACAGUAACAGUCAAGGCAGUCAGGUGAGCGAUCAGUGGACUGUCGAAUCGAGUGACGACUAUGAGGAUGAGUAGAACGUCACCACGCAUAUGAACGGACGAAGCAGGCGUAGCUUCUGGAAAUAUUUUACUAUCAUAACCUAGAUAUUUCUGAAUCGUGAAACUGAACGUCAAUCAUUGUUAAGGCGCAUUUCAUUUUGCCCCACAGGAUGCAAUAUAGGGUUAAUUGUUUUAUUCUUGUAACGGGAGAAGGGGUAAGGUAAUUAAGUUUCAACAUUACGUAUCAAUUAUUUUCCUAAGCUUUAUACAUAAUUAGUGAAAAUUUACGUUUUCUUCUACCAAAAGGCUUCACAAAUGAAAGCCAUUGUUGCAAAAACCGAUUUAAUCAGAAUAUGUUGCCUAGGAAAUUCUACAUUUUUUGUGCAAAGAAUGAAAUUUUUAAGAAAAAAUUAAACCUCCCAGCAAAGCGGUGGGAGAAGUUACAAUACAGUUUUGUAUACCAUUUUUACAUUGAUGAUUUUUGAUAGAUAGUGAGUAACAUUAUUUUGCAACCGAUUUAUGUUGUGUUGAUUCCACUUCAAGUUAUCAUGACGUAUUAAUAUAAAUGUUAUUCCGACGUUUAUUUGGUAUUUUGUUUUUGUAAGGUCCGUUAAGCAUUUUCAGUAGAAAAACGUACUUAUAACUCAACGUAGAAAACCUCCUAGAACAGACUAGUGAUGGCUAGCAUCUAGUUCCGGAGAAAGAAUCCCGAACAUUUCUUAUAAACCAGUAUAACCAUACCACCGUUGUAGACCAAACUGCGCCAAAUGCGUAAUAGUUUAUGGGAACUAAUCAGAUUAAUCACAAUAACUGACCCUUGGAUGUCCACGAGAAUGUAGUCAAAUUGUUUCGUCUGAAAGCGUAAGGCGUAUGGCGAGUAAGAAGUAAUUUUCCGAUAUACGAUGAAAAAAUGGAAGAUUUUCGGUAAUCAAUGAAAACAAUUGUUUCGUUUCCAUUAAUGCAAUUAUAACGCGUGAAUAUUUGUUUAUUAUUUGUCUCAGACAAGUGAGUAUAUACGUGAUGUUUCAAAACUAAAAGAGUAAUGCUCAUGAGAAACAUAACGUCCGAAAGCUCUUCACGUUUUAUGAAAGAAGAAAAAAUUGAUUUUUUCAAUUGCAAUAGAAGGUUUCUAUUUUGGAUGUCACGCGGGGGAUAAAACUAAAAGGAUUAUUUCUCUCAAUUAUUGUUUGAACAAAGUGGAAAGGAUGUCCCUGUGUGCCAAUGCUGAUGAUUGUCAACCGAUGAAGAGUGUAACGAGGUUCAAUAGUUCAAAACAUUCUGUGGGAUAAGCACUGCGAAACAGAUUACCUACGAAUGGCCGAGGUAACAAAUGGCAUUACCGGUCGCUAAAAGCAUGCUGUCCUUACUCGCUGUCGCUCGUUCGGACUUAACUGAGAAGUUUUGAAAUUCGCUCAUUUGACAAUUCGGCUAUUUGUUAUUCGGCUAUUUGGUACUAGUCUUGCAGAUCAAAGCAAAUAUUACAGAAUUUUUCAAUGCUGAGAAUUAAAAAUUUGUGCAAACAAUAUGAAUUAAAAUCAUUCAUUUUAAAGCAUAUGCUUAUUUAAAACCGAUUCUGCAUCCAAAGUUAUAUUGUCAAUAUUGCAAAGCAUUAACAUUCAAUUAUUGCGAUAUUGUAUCGACUACGUUCUCAAACAGAAAUAUUUAUAUUUAACAACUAUAAACAUUUUAUGUAUUUACAUUAAAACACAAUAAUCCAGCUUAGCUGCAAAUUGCUUGAUCGUGACGUUUUUCUAGUGAUAGAUUUUAAUUUUCGAGGACAAUCAACGUCUAGCUUUUGUAUUUUUGUUUGGAAAAGCUACGAAAUUGUAGGUUAAAAUCAUCUCAAUCACUAGCGUAAAGGACAUUUAAGCCGUACAGUGAAAUCGACGCUUGUAGUUUCUUGAAUAAUUGAAAAAUUUAGGAUUGCUUUGAUUUACUGCAGUAGAUUAAAAAAAAUAUAUUUAAAUGGCAUUACGAACUACAACAACAAACGACAUUGCUUGUCAAUUUGCUCUGCUUUGCGUAAUCGUUUUUUUUUUGGCCGGCCACUUAACGAAACGAAACCUCGACCGAUCGAAUUUUGUUAUGCACAAAAAUACUUCCGGACUAGACUUGUAGCUAUCGUUAAACAAAAUUUACUAUUUUGGCCACAAAAUAACCAAAAUAAAUUCUGUCCGAAGAAAAAAGGUUCCUCCAAUUGCGCUCAGUCCAAUUCAACAGCAAAACUUGUCGUUUUUUUGUUAUCAAAAUAACACACAACGUUGAGAGAUGGCUUUUUAUAAUGUGCUAUUUCGAUUUUACUAUGUUUUGCCUAUAAGCUUGUAACAUAUUUUAACUUGGUAUUAAACUGUGGUAUUGCUUGAUUUCUGUCCCAAUCCAGAACGUAUUUCCGUAGAAAAAUAUUCUCACAUCGAUGCAUUACUGUUAAAGUCGUAUUAGGUACCGCAAUGAAAGCUUAUUUUAAUUUGUUUUUUUUUGCCUGAAAUCGUUUGAACAUAUAUAGUCUCAAUCCGUAACUAUUUUUUUAUGUGCGAAUACUGCAUACUGAAAUAUAAGAGUGUAAAUUAUGCGAAGCUCUGUAUGCAAAUAUAAACUAAAAUAAUUAAAUAAACGAACUGACUAAGUUAAAUGGUAGAUUAGUAGGAUUUAAUUAUUUUAGCUGCAGAAAUUAUUUUUUUGUUACAAUACUGUCAAGUAGAUUAACUAAUUAUUAGGUGUAUAUGCAAAUAAGAUUUGUUUAUAUGAAUA
Molecule: messenger RNA, 7128 nt
Organism: Sabethes cyaneus
Lineage: Eukaryota; Metazoa; Arthropoda; Insecta; Diptera; Culicidae
Exons: 4
Coding region: 514-4416 (1300 amino acids)
Source: RefSeq, a predicted model, not a curated record